AUGAUGGGCAAGCCUCCUGCUGCCAUAUUCAUCGCUAGGCACGGUGCCCGUCUAGACGCUGCUAAUAAAGACUGGCACCUGACGUCCGCAACUCCAUAUGACCCUCCUCUUUCCUACGGCGGCUGGCUCCAGUCUCGCGCGCUCGGUGUGCGAAUAGUCAACGAGCUUCGGACUUUGGAAGAUCAACUGGACCAGCCCACACAGGGGACCGAAGGGGCCAAGUUACAGCCUCACCGCGCCCAAGAGCGAAAAUCGAAACGCAGAAUCAUCAUACAUACCUCGCCUUUCCUUCGUUGCGUACAGACGGCCGUCGCGAUCAGUUCUGGGAUUAGUCAGAACUAUGCUGACAUCGACACGUUCCGUCCUACACAGGCUCCUUCUUCGGACCAGUCGAAUGGCGCGGUCCCUGCAUCCGCGCCAACAAGCAGUUCCGAAUCCGAUCCUCGAAAUACCCAACGCUGUCUUCUCCGCGUAGAUGCGUGUCUUGGAGAAUGGCUCAACCCCGGCUAUUUCGAGAAUAUAAUCCCUCCUCCGAAAUCGGAGCGAAUGGUUGCAACUGCGAAAACGGAAUUGCUGCGUCGGGAUGCAGGCACCGUUCCGGUAGCAGACAUCCAGAACAAACUAUCCGUCGGCCACUUUCCGGGAGGCUGGGGCAACCUCGUCUCUAAUAAAGGCGAGGAGGUUAGUAACAGUGAACUGGAGUCGGCUUCAACUAUAAUCAGACGGUCAAGCCAGAGAAAUCGCGCCGGUAGUUACGACUCUCUAAGAGCCGUCGAUACACCGUUGGGUCGGAGAAUGCUCAAAAUAAACACAGAUCUUCCAACAAUCCCGGACCUGGCGUACAGUCCUCCUGUUCCCAGCUAUGCCAUUGCUUCCUCCAGCCCUAUCCCAGAUGGCUACGUAACACAUGCGCGUGAUGCUUGUGUUCUGGUAGACUAUCAGUGGGACAGCAUGCGUGAGCCACAAAACUUCGGCAACGGGGGUGAGUACGGCGAUGAAUGGAGUACGAUGCAUACUCGUUUCAGAAACGGUCUUGAACGGAUCAUCCAGUGGUACCAGAAUAAUAAUACGUCGGUGGCUCCUUCGCACCGACGGACACGUUCACAGUUGCAAUUUUUGGAACAGGAUGAGGUAGAUGACUCGGCCAGCGAUACCAUCUUAAUCAUCGUAACUCAUGGAGCUGGUUGCAAUGCCUUGAUCGGUGCUUUGAUGGGGGGGCCCGCAUUUGUUGAUGUCAACACAGCUUCACUAACCCUCGCUCUCCGCAGGGAUUGCGUGAAAGAGCCCGUUCAGGACGUCGACAGGUCGAAGCCGCACGAGUUAUUGAACGGCCCAUCUAGCUUCGAAGAUUAUCGCCUGGUGGAAGUUGCGUCAACAGACCAUCUACGACCCGGGACGAGCCCAACCACCUCCGUCCGCUCUCCUUCGAUCAGCAGCCUACCUUCCCCAUCAUUUCCCUCAUACCGCCAGCGCUUCUCAUCGCGGGCGUCUUUCUCAUCAGGCCCCGGUAUCCUAGGGCCGUCGCUCAAAUCAAACUUGCAAUCAUGGACUAUGCCACGAGCAUCGUCGGGACUCUGGAAUUCUGUGUCUGGCGACGAGGAAGCAGUGGAAGACCUUGUUCCCGACUUCGGGGCGCCGCUUACCACCACGUCUAUUCCAGGUAGUGACAUCGCCGGUAACACCCUGACUUCAAAAACUGGCAGUUCUACCUGGUCGGCGCAACUGCCGCAACGAACAUUGUCUCAACGCGGCCUCUGGGGAAGCGCUCCACUAAACAAAGAGCGGCAGGCCAGUUCGAACCGCCGCUGGACAGUGGCUGAACGACCGAUAUAA
Molecule: messenger RNA, 1833 nt
Organism: Aspergillus calidoustus
Lineage: Eukaryota; Fungi; Ascomycota; Eurotiomycetes; Eurotiales; Aspergillaceae
Source: the annotation of a GenBank genome assembly